GUAUACCGCAUCAAUUACGUAUAGUGUAUUCAUACCGUGCUAUCAACCUAGAACGCAGUGCAGAGAAGUUGACUCGAUGCGCCGAGCGUGUUUAUGUGAUCGUUGAAUACAACACGCGUUUGCUAACUUUUGCAAGUCCCACGGACAUACACUGAGAUACUAUUGAAGCCUGCUUGUGGCUGCGGUCACCAAUUUGCAGCGUUUCGUUGCCGCAUAAAGCUCGCGGGUACCUGCGUGCUGAGUGUCAGCUAGUUACUGCGACCGUUAAAAGGACAAGCAGUCGAGUCAGGCCCUUCCACCGCCGACCAGCCCGCGGCCCGGCACAGUACCGGCCCAGCCACCAGCAGGAACGCGUGUUGACAGCGUGCCAGUUCAUGGCCGCUAGACCUCCUGCGCGGGCGGUGGCACGCUCACGCAGCGCAAAUGAUCGUGGGGGCGGUGAUGGUGAGAGCGUGUACGCUCUAGGGCAGCGCCUGGGAGCAGGCAUGCCCAGCGCAACACCCAAAACGAUUGUAUACAACAUCGCGCCUGACCUGCCGUCUACCCCCGGCGGUGGCGGACUUCCACCCACACCCGGAGGCGGCGCAAAGCCGCCACGGCCACAUGCAUCGGCAGCUGACAGCUCGCAGAUCGAGAACAUUAUGAAUCCGGUCAGGGGGCCUCGUGACGCGCAAAUCCGUGCCGGUAUCACGCCAACCAACCACGCGAGGCAGAACGCUCAGGCCGUGCGGGAGCAGAGCAACAUGAACGCCAUGCGCAAAGCAGCAGAGGCGCACCAGGACACCAAGGGGCUUAAGCUUCCGCCGGUCCGCAGCACGUCCGCGCCCUCUCAACGGGGGCUGCAACGGCGGCCCAGCAGCAGCAGCGGGCGGGAUUUCGUGGCUGAGAACCGGGUGGGCGCUGCCGCGCCGAUGCGGCCGCCGCGCCUGGAGAAGAGGGACAGCGCGGACAAGUACAUUAACAAGAAGGACUAUGGCCAGGUGCCGCAGUACCUCUUGGAGCGCAAGAUGCAGAUGGCUGCGGAGGUGGAGGCGCAGGCGCGGGCCAAGGAGGCUGCGCUCAUACCGCCAGGCAUGCGGCUGAUGCCGGAGGACGAGCGGCUGGAGACGCUGGAGGUGCUGAAGAAGAACCGCGAGGAGGUGGACCGCGCCAUCCAGCAGCUGCCGCUGCGCAUCGAGACGCCGUCCGCCAUCCGGCGCAAAGAGGACCUGGAGCGGCGCCUGCGCGAGAUUGAGGACGCCAUCAAGAUUUUCAGCCGGCCAAAGGUUCUGGUGCACUUGUAAGGGCUGCUCGGCACGUAGGAGGUGGUGUGGGAUGCGAUGCUUGUGGGGUGCGGCGGGCAGCAGGUGCAGGGCUACGUAGAAGCGCUUUCAGGGGGCAUGCCGUUGUCGCUGGUGCUGCCCGCCCUUCUCAGUCGGGGUUGUGUAGGCAGUGUCAGGUCAUGGCGGGGCUGGUGAAUGGGACAUCUUAGGACGAAGCAAGGCAGGCGCUUGCCGGCAGGCGCUGCAAGGGUCCGGAAGCAGCUUGGUGGGAGGCUCGGCGCGAAGCAGAAGGAGCGGUUGGUGGUGAUGGGGGAAGACGGGGCACACGUGCGGUACAGAGCUGACCCACGGUGUAAAGGCGGCAAAGAUUCGCCGGCAGGAGUACCACUGUAUGGCCCAAGCGGUGGAGCUAUUGUGUUGCUGCAGUACAAGUGUCGGGGGGCCGUGGGAAUGCGGGUCAAAAUGUGGAUGCCUGGAUGGCAACUAUGAAGUGUGAACGCGGCAACAAGUGAUGCCAAAUACUUGUCUCGCAUCAACAGGGGGCAGGAGGAGAGGGCUUUGAAAGCCUACGAUGUUUUAACGAAUGCUGACUGUGUCAGCCGCCUGCGAGGCAGUCGGUGAGAGCCUGUGAGGGCAGAGCACUGCAUCCGCUGGCACCCGGAGUGCUGUUGUGCCAGAACACGGCGGGACGGCCAGGUGUCAGAAAGCUGCAGACUACGCUUUA
Molecule: messenger RNA, 1986 nt
Organism: Chlamydomonas reinhardtii
Lineage: Eukaryota; Viridiplantae; Chlorophyta; Chlorophyceae; Chlamydomonadales; Chlamydomonadaceae
Exons: 5
Coding region: 375-1283 (302 amino acids)
Cellular component (GO): cytoplasmic microtubule
Source: RefSeq, a predicted model, not a curated record